UGCAGCUCUACGGUGGCCAACUACAUCGGCUGGCGCAUCGUGCAGACGAUGGGCAUUCACACCAUGGAUCGGUUUAGGCGGUCGCGUUUCCGGUUCGACCGCUACCGCUACCUGGUGCAGGACAUCAUCGAGCUGCCACGCGAGUGCGUGCGCCUCACCACGCACCUCAUGUACUUCGCCGUGGGCAGGCUCUACUUCGACCGGCACAUCAGCAAGCCGGCCGAGCGGUACCGCAAGGUGUACGACCUGGCGGAAGAAGUGCGAGACGCGUUCGCCGUCCUAAUCGAUCUGAACACCUGGAUGGACACCGAGACCAAGGACAGGGCCCGACAGAAGCUCCACAACCUGCAGCUCAACAUCGGCUACCCUCCGUGGAUCCGCAGCGACCGAGACUUGGACGAGUACUACAAGGACCUGCCCGACCUCCGCAAGGAAGAGUUCUUUGUGAGCCUCCUCAAGACGCUGCAGAUCCACAGCCGCAUCUCGUUCGCAAAGCUGCGAAAUGUGCGGCGGGCUCCGGAUUUCGGAUGGUACCCAGGCAGCGUCGACGGCGCGACCUUCUACAGCCAUCUUGGCAACUAUAUUCUUUUACCGGUCGACUUCAUCCAGUACCCAUUCUUUCUACUGGAUAUGCCUCCGCCCAUCAACUUCGGCGCUCUCGGCUCCAUCAUCGGCCAGGAAAUCACACAUGGCUUCGGCGAACAUGGCGCCAUGUACGACGACCGAGGCAAACUGGUCGAGUGGUGGACGCGGCAGACGCACCGCAAGUUCAUCACGGGCUCGCGCUGUCUGCUCGAGCAGUACGACCUGUUCAGCAACCCAGUCACCGGCAAAAAGCUGAGCAUCAACGGCACGCUCGAAAUCAACAUUGCCGACAACGCCGGAUUGAGGCAAGCCUUCAAGGCAUACCGCGUGUACAUGAUCAAGUACGAGGAGCUGUACGGCAUGUACGCCAUUCCUGGUACGGAGCCGUACACAAUGGACCAAAUUUUCUUCAUCGCCUAUGCGCUUUCGAGGUGUGAAGUGGCCCGCAAGAGGUCCAUGUACUCGUACCUCAACCCGCGGGAAACGACACCCAGCCGCUACAGGACCAUUGUACCGCUGAUGAACUUCGAGCGGUUCUCGGAGGCAUUUGGCUGCCGUGUCGGCACCAUCAUGAACCCCGAGCAGAAGUGCAUCGUCUGGUGAUGCCCCACUAGCUCGGGAAAUGACGCCGUGCUGAGCCAAGCAAUCUCCAGAAGGCUUCUCUGCCUUUCGCGUGUUAACACGCAAACUUCAAAUAUAAAAUGUUAAUUACGUGUGCUUUUGUUUUUUUCCAGC
This is a messenger RNA of Rhipicephalus sanguineus (brown dog tick), 1320 nucleotides long. RefSeq names its product neprilysin-1. Gene Ontology annotation, biological process: protein processing. Gene Ontology annotation, cellular component: plasma membrane. The record is from RefSeq and is a predicted model, not a curated record. Bases 49 to 1188 code for a protein of 379 amino acids. The transcript is spliced from 12 exons. Lineage: Eukaryota; Metazoa; Arthropoda; Arachnida; Ixodida; Ixodidae. Gene Ontology annotation, molecular function: metalloendopeptidase activity.